Schistocerca americana (American grasshopper) is the source of this 2945-nucleotide messenger RNA. Its product is annotated as adhesion G-protein coupled receptor D1-like. The record is from RefSeq and is a predicted model, not a curated record. Gene Ontology annotation, molecular function: G protein-coupled receptor activity. Gene Ontology annotation, biological process: cell surface receptor signaling pathway; adenylate cyclase-activating G protein-coupled receptor signaling pathway. Bases 1 to 1272 code for a protein of 423 amino acids. Gene Ontology annotation, cellular component: membrane. The transcript is spliced from 5 exons. NCBI's taxonomy places the organism in Eukaryota, Metazoa, Arthropoda, Insecta, Orthoptera, Acrididae.
AUGGAAUUAGACUGCACGUAUUCCAUACCAGGACCCUGCACACAUUCAAUCGAAGCGUGCAAAAGCAUGCUGCAGCGGUUGGUGCAUGGCCCUGUGGUGCGCGCCCAGCAAGUCAGCACUGGUGGCAACUUUGAGGUGAGUCUCGUGGUGUCGGGGCUUGACGGCGGCCGCGCGCGGCGUGUUGCCAGGUCCCGCGUGCUGCUGCAGCUGGGCGGCGCGGUGGCGGCGCGCGACCUGCUGUUCGCGCUGGCGACGCUGGGCGGCCAGGGCUGGUGGCAGCCGCGCGCCUCCGCCGGCUGCGUCGCGCUGGGGGUGGCGCUGCACUACGCGCUGCUCGCCGCCGCCGCCUGGACCACGGCCGCCGCCGUGCUGCAGCUGCUGCGCCUCAGCACUGUCGCCGGCGCGCAGGCACGAGUCCCGCACGUCGUGCUGGUGUGUUCGGCGUGUUCGUGGUUGUCGCCGCUGUUGCCGGUGGGGGUGCUGUUGGCUGCCUCGGGACCCGCGGCGGGCUACCCGCUACGUCAGGACAGCGCUUCAGACUUCCUGUGCUACCCGCAAGGAGCCGCCUUCUACGCCUCUGUCCUGCUGCCAACCGCUGCCUGCGUCGUAGUCAACGCCGCCAUCUUCCUCUACCUGCUGUUCACAGUGCUCUUCCCGGCCUGCAGCUGUGGAAGCGGCGUUGUAGUUACCAGACACGGGCCCUCGCAGCUGCGGCGGCGCGCCCUCACCGCGGUGAUGCUGUUCUUCCUGCUGGGCCUGCCAUGGCUGCUGGGGCCGCCGGCCAGGGUGCCUGCACUCGCCUACCUCUUCUGUGUCGUCGCCACGCCGCAGGGGCUGGUGCUGUUCGUGUUCUUCGUGCUGUGCAACAGCAAGCUGCGCAAGCGCCUGAGCAGCGCGGUGCUGACUUCGUUGCCGACGUCCAGCAGCUCUCGGGCGUCCAGCACGCGCAAGCAGAAGAAGCAGCCGCCGGGAACCCCGGGCACGUCGCCGCCUACGUCGUCUUCCGCGGUGCCGACGUCUGGAGACGGCAGCGUCCGCAGCCGGCAGCGGCAAACCGAGCGCCCGCUGCAGAAGGGGCCGCCCGUGCUGCUGACGCGCUACGCUCUGGUGGGCGAGGACGGCGAGGUGCGGUACACGUUCGACCUGGGCUCCUGGUCACCGGACGACGGCAACCCUACUGACGCUGCCUACAUGCCGACCUCUCCGGAGCGGCGCUCUGUCACCAAGUACGUCUUCCCAGAGCCGGAACCAGAACGGGACGACGACCAGUAACAGCAACUGGUCCUGCACUAUCCUGCUUCUAUCUCGCCGGAAAGGUUGUAAUCGCACAGGCGCAGAGAAGCAACUCCAGUGGACACACACAUUUCGUGCUGAUUGGCGAGUUGUGGACUGGUGGGAUACGGAAUGAUAAUUUUGCUGUCUUUCGCUACUUUUGUUCCAUUAUCUGUGCUGAAGAGUUACAGCGUUGUGAACUGCCGCAUGGAGUAGCGAGUAGGACUCUGGACACUGCACAUUACUGGAACAAGUGUUGCUCGCAGGGGUUUUUGAGAAUGACAGAGUUAAGGUGGGUUCAGACGCAUAGCUUGUGGCAAAUUGUAGCGGCACAAAGGGUGCAACACGUUCUAGGUGUAGUUAGCUGACAAUAGUCUGAAUGAGUUUUCAGGGGGUCGUGGACAGCGGAGGAAGCCAGGCCCUCGCAGCGGCUGUUGGCACAGGGGCAACCGAGGAGUGAUGGGGGAACAAGUCAAGCACGAGGACCACGAGAAAGACAGACCGUGGCGCGUCCGUCACAGCACGUGACACCGGAUGUCUUACGAAUGCCACCACCCGUCUCCGGCAGGGGGCGAGUAACUAUUUCAGACGAGUUUAACAAUACUUGAUUCUGUGUUUAAAUGUAAUCACGUUCUCGACAGCACACGACAAGAUUAAGAUCUUUAGUUGGUACGCGUUCAAAUAAAUUUUGAUUUCCCGUGGGCCCAGCACGGAGCUAAGCGUUCGCGAAGUGUAGUGGACAAGCUGCCUAGUGUGACGUCACAAGUUCGUUGGCAUCACUGCUGAUACAACAUACGUGCCUACUGAGUUGGCAUGGCACAGCUCGACAGUCUCUUCGUAAUGGCUGUGGCGCACGUGGGUACCGUAUUCUUAGCUCGUAAAUGUUGACAUCUGUUGGACACAAAACAUUACCUCUCUCUUAAUUUAUAAACUCCGCAGAAGCUUGUAAACUUUCCCUCUUUCUAAUCGGCUAAACAAAUGCCAUGAUAGUGUAAGCCUUAUCGUAUCACGAAUAAUAACCGAUUAGUGAAGAAAGUGUACAGCAAGUUACUUCUACAAAUACUUACUCUUCAUCUUAGGUAAAUUUAGAAUGAUAGUUAUAAAAUACUGCAAAACACAUAUCUAAGAUAAAUGAAACGUAGCGCGAAAUUUUGAAUAGCCUACAACAGCUUAGUGAAAACAUUUCCAGAUUCCUACGCCAAUCUAACUGAAUUAAUUAUGCUGACUAAUCUCUUAGCUAUCAGAAGAGUAAUCGCUAUGUCACUUACUUGAACAACGGUAAGCUGACGAAUCAGUUUGCAGACGAAACCAACAGAUGUACGUCACUCAAUUCGAUAGAAAAAUAUUAUCGUUUUAAAUUACUAAAGAAAAUCAAAUGCAGUAGUGUUAAAAAUGCAAAUAAUCGUUCCAGAAAUGGCUAAAUAGUGAGCUCUCUCUAUUACAGUCAAAAUUGCGUGACCUUCAAUAAAGGUUUACCUGUAGUGGGAAAACUCAUCUCCACAAAUAGAGAUUAUAGAAUUUCAAUUUUUAACUUAUUUACAAUUUCUCUACGGAACAAUAACUGUCAAACUUCAACGCAGUUCAAACGCCGAAAUACGAAACCCCAAGCAAGAAACAGAAAACACUUUUACAAAAUCAACCUAAAAUGAAAAUUCCAGAAAAAUAAAAUUCUA